This is a messenger RNA of Rhododendron vialii, 783 nucleotides long. Its product is annotated as dirigent protein 22-like. The record is from RefSeq and is a predicted model, not a curated record. Bases 27 to 626 code for a protein of 199 amino acids. Lineage: Eukaryota; Viridiplantae; Streptophyta; Magnoliopsida; Ericales; Ericaceae. The transcript has a single exon.
UCCUCUUCUUCGACUAAAGAGGUAACAUGGCUAGUAUUUUUCCAACCCCAAGUCCAAUUUUCUCUCACCUGAUCACUCUCACUUUCCUCUUUGUCCUCGCAACAACUCUGGCAGCCGCCACCGGAGAAGAUGGCACCUUCGUGAAGAGAGCAGAUCGCCGGUUACUAGGGCUAAAGAAGGAGAAACUCAGCCAUUUCAAGUUCUACUGGCAUGACAUACUGAGCGGUCCAAACCCAACGUCCGUACCUAUAGUUCUACCGCCAUCGAACAAAUCAACCACUGCCUAUGGUGGAGUCAAUAUGAUCGAUAACCCUUUAACCCUUGGCCCGAAACUUAGCUCGAAGAUGGUGGGCAGGGCCCAGGGGCUCUAUGGAUCUGCUUCACAACAAGGGGUGGGGCUUCUGAUGGUGAUGAACUUUGCUUUUAUGGAAGGGAAGUAUAAUGAGAGCACGAUCACGGUGCUGGGGCGGAACAUGGUGUUUACGAAGGUGAGGGAGAUGGCGGUGAUAGGCGGCACCGGGCUUUUCCGGUUCGCUAGAGGAUAUGUUGAAGCUAGAACUAGCACGGUGGAUCUCAAGACUAGAGAUGCUGUUGUUGAGUACAAUGUCUAUGUGAUGCAUUAUUGAUGCAUUUUUUUUAUUUUUUUUUUUGUCAAUUUAACUUUCCUGCGAAUUUCUAAAUAAGAGAAAUGCCUUUCGGUGGGGUGGGUGAUGGGGUUUCUAGUACGUUAAUUUGAUGAUGUUCAACUCUCCAUUAAAAAAAAAAAAACUUUAGGACUCAAAA